UCAUUUAUCUUUGAGGAUGAUAUCCAGGUUGUCAGAUCGAACGGAAGAGGAGGAGGAGGAAGAGGAGGAUGAAGAGCAUUGCAUCAACCCUACGGAGGUGAAAAUGAGUCAGAUAGUCAUGCCCUUCCACUGUAACCAUCGGCAGGAGCUGAGUGUGGGACAGCUGUUGAAAUGGAUGGACUCCACCGCCUGCCUCUCAGCUGAGAGACAUGCUGGAAGUCUGUGCGUCACGGCCUCUAUGGACGACAUCCACUUCGAGCACACCAUCAGCGUCGGUCAAGUGGUGAACAUCGGGGCGAAGGUCAACAGAGCCUUUAACUCCAGCAUGGAGAGGGUCGUUCCAAAGGGCCAGCCAAAGGGGCGACCGCCAUUCGAGACCCCCAUUCCAAAGGGGCGGACUUGUUUUGUUUUAAUCGACUGUUUUCAGAUGAACACUUUUGGAGGACAGAUCAUGGCCUGGAUGGUGAAUGUAGCAACGAUUGCUGCCAGCCGUUUCUGUCAGGCUCAUCCAACUCUUCGGACCAUCGACAUGUUCAACUUCAGAGGACCCUCUCAGGUUGGAGACCGGCUGCAGCUCAAGGCUAUCGUCAACAAUGCCUAUAAAAACAGCCUGGAGGUGGGGGUCCGUGCAGAAGCCUAUUUGGAAGAAGGUCUAAGCCGACACAUCAACUCUGCGUUCAUGAUCUUUGAGGUUCUUGACAGCAGUGGGAAGCCGUGUGCUCUUCUACGGAUACGACCAGAACCCCUGGAAGGUGAAAGGAGAUACCAAGAAGCUGUAGCCAGGAAGAAAAUCAGGCUGGACAGGAAGUACAUCGUCUCUCGCAAACAAAAUGAGGUUCCUCUGUCUGUCCCCUGGGAUCCCAGGAACCAGGUGUAUCUCAGCUAUAACAAUGUAUCCGCACUGAAGAUGCUGGCAGCUAGGAAGAACUGGCGCCUCAGCACAGAGAGAGAUAAGGUUCGUCUGUACACCCUGGAGCAAAAGUCCAUGUUGAGCAUCAGGGUGGAAGCAGAGGUGGAUGUUCCUGCUAACAGAGCCUUUUGUUUGCUUGCUGAGCUGAGCAACAGAACCAGCUGGGACACGCAUUAUAAGAAAUGUGAGCUGAUCCACCGGGUCGACGACGAUGACUUUAUUUACCGUGUGGUGACUCCAUCGGUCGGAUCCCAGACUUCCUCCAAUCCAGGAGAAACGGUUCAGCAGGAUUUCAUCCUCCUGGCCUCUAAGAGGAAGCCCUGCGGCGAUGGAGAUCCGUAUGUCAUCGCUCUGCGCUCGGUGUCCCUGGUCUCCCAUCCGCCAUUAGAAGGAUAUAACAGAGGAGAGGUUCUGUGUGCUGGAUUUACUAUACUGGAAACCAGUAACAACAUGUCAUUGAUCAGUUACUAUAACCAGGCAUCUCCAGAGGUGCUUCCCUACAUCUCCACAGAUAUCGCCGGUCUGUCCUCGUCUUUCUACCACACCUUCUGCUCCUGCAGCCGGUACCUGAGCAGAAACAGACAGGAGCCCGAGGAGCUGACAGGCGAAUAUGAAGCCACGGAAACCAACGGCGCCACCUCUCCGCUGUCAGAGGCACUGCGCAACACGCAGCUGUAGGAAACCCUCAGACCUUCAUGGCCAGUUCAUACCUGUUCUGCUAAACAGCUGGUACAGAAUCAAUCAAUGCUGCUUUAGGUCUUUUCUGUUAGCAGCUAAAUUUACUCUGAAGAGCUUAAAAUAUUUUGCAUAAAAUCACUAAAACAUGAAGGCGGGACUUAGGAUGAUCCGUCACAUCAGCUCUUCCAGCCUUUUAACACAAAAUGCUUCGAGGUAUUUAUAACAUUCUGAGCCAUUUGACUUUGUGGGAAAUUGAUUUUGUUCUUUUACACUUUUUUGUAUUAAGAAUAUGUCUGAUAAAUAACUUUAAACCUUUAAGGAUAGAGGAUAUUUUACUAUAAAUAUUCUGUCGCUUUAAAAUGAAAUGUAUUUU
Molecule: messenger RNA, 1961 nt
Organism: Cyprinodon variegatus (sheepshead minnow)
Lineage: Eukaryota; Metazoa; Chordata; Actinopteri; Cyprinodontiformes; Cyprinodontidae
Product: acyl-coenzyme A thioesterase 11-like
Exons: 14
Coding region: 17-1588 (523 amino acids)
Cellular component (GO): extracellular exosome
Molecular function (GO): lipid binding; thiolester hydrolase activity
Source: RefSeq, a predicted model, not a curated record